Molecule: messenger RNA, 507 nt
Organism: Oikopleura dioica
Lineage: Eukaryota; Metazoa; Chordata; Appendicularia; Copelata; Oikopleuridae
Source: the annotation of a GenBank genome assembly
AUGAAACUUUUCUUCUCCGUUCUUCUGCUUGCUAUUGCAAAUGGUGAAACAACAGAAUGUUACAAGAAUAAGGAUUGCCUGAGCAACACCACUCCCCAAUGUCGCGAUGGCAGCUGUAUUUGUCAAGAAAACACCUGUCAAGUCGUCGAAUGCACUCGAAAAAGACAUUGUUCCGACCAGGAAAUCUGCGAGUCGAACAUUUGCAAAGCUGUCGAGUGCACGGCGAAUCGACAUUGCAACGACUGCAGAUUCUCCGGAGCAAGACAGGUCUGUGACAAAAACUCGAAAAAAUGCGUCAAAGUAGAGUGCGUAUGGAAUAACGAUUGUGGAGCCGCGGAAGUUUGCUUUCAGCAUUCAUGCCGUAAGGUCGAGUGCAAGAAAAACAGUCAUUGUCAAGUCGGCGAAAUCUGUAGCGACAACAGAUGCCAAGCUGUGGAGUGCCUUAGUGACAUAAAUUGCGGAAAUAAUGAGUUUUGUAACUCGAACAACCUAUGCCAAGAACAAUAA